AUGAUGGAAAAAAAAAUUCAUAAAAAAUAUAUAAAAUCUUAAUUUUAUAAAAUUUUCAAUUAAAUUGGUGAUGAAGGUGCAUCAGGCUUAGGUUCUGCUUUAGCAAAUUGCAUUAAUCUCUCAAAUUUGACACUUAACCUUUCUGACAAUUAAAUUGGUGCAAUUGGUGCAUCAGGCUUAGGUUCUGCUUUAGCAAAUUGCAUUAAUCUCUCAAAUUUGAGACUUGACCUUUCGUCUAAUUAAAUUGGUGCAAUUGGUGCAUCAGGCUUAGGUUCUGCUUUAGCAAAUUGCAUUAAUCUCUCAAAUUUGACACUUCGCCUUGGAAGCUAUUAUCGAAUUAUUUUAAAUUCACCAAUUUUUAAAUAAUAUACAGCGUAUCAGUGGUAUGCUUUAGCUCGUUUAUUGCGUUUAUCUCGUUUAUAUCGUUUAGCUUGUUUUUGGAAAGUUUUUUUUAAAAUUGGUGAUGAUGGUGCAUCAGGCUUAGGUUCUGCUUUAGCAAAUUGCAUUAAUCUCUCAAAUUUGACACUUUAACUUUCGUCUAAUUAAAUUGGUGCUAAUGGUGCAUCAGGCUUAGUUGCUGGUUUAACAAAUUGCAUUAAUCUCUCAAAUUUGACACUUGGCCUUUCUGAAAAUUAAAUUGGUGCAAUUGGUGCAUCAGGCUUAGGUUCUGCUUUAACAAAUUGCAUUAAUCUCUCAAAUUUGACACUUGGCCUUUCUUGGAAUGAAAUUGGUGAUGAAGGUGCAUCAGGCUUAGGUUCUGCUUUAGCAAAUUGCAUUAAUCUCUCAAAUUUGACACUUGACCUUUCUUAUAAUUAAAUUGGUGCUGAAGGUGCAUCAGGCUUAGUUGCUGGUUUAGCAAAUUGCGUUAAUCUCUCAAAUUUGAAACUUAAACUUUAGUAAAAACAAUUUAUUUGUUUUGGAUUGUGA
Molecule: messenger RNA, 927 nt
Organism: Tetrahymena thermophila SB210
Lineage: Eukaryota; Ciliophora; Oligohymenophorea; Hymenostomatida; Tetrahymenidae
Product: cyclic nucleotide-binding domain protein
Exons: 9
Biological process (GO): nucleocytoplasmic transport; activation of GTPase activity
Cellular component (GO): nucleus; perinuclear region of cytoplasm; cytosol
Molecular function (GO): GTPase activator activity; small GTPase binding
Source: RefSeq, a predicted model, not a curated record